AUGCUAACAGGAACCCGAGUUAAGACCCUGCACCCUGAGUUUCCAGUAACCCUUGGUCGCAGGCAUCUGCAGCCAAACAAUGGGCAUCAAUAUGGGAAUUUGCAGCGUUCCAUCCAUAGCCCACACUAUAGGGAUCCCCACUGUGGCUGCCAUUUUUAUACUGUUUGGAGAAAAGACUUGGAGAGAUUUGUAGCCCGAGUGGCUAACGUCUCUGUUGUACAGAAGUGGGUACCUGGCAGAGAGAAGUUGAAGAUGGCCGUUGUUUCAGCUCCACAUCUCACUCAAGGUGCACCCGUUUCUCUCUGCCCCUUCCCCUUGGAUGCUGCAUUUUGA
This is a messenger RNA of Rangifer tarandus platyrhynchus (Svalbard reindeer), 333 nucleotides long. NCBI's taxonomy places the organism in Eukaryota, Metazoa, Chordata, Mammalia, Artiodactyla, Cervidae. The record is from the annotation of a GenBank genome assembly.